This is a messenger RNA of Jatropha curcas, 1210 nucleotides long. Its product is annotated as protein SRG1. Lineage: Eukaryota; Viridiplantae; Streptophyta; Magnoliopsida; Malpighiales; Euphorbiaceae. The record is from RefSeq and is a predicted model, not a curated record.
CUCCAUAAAAAUUAGCAACUUUGUCUCCUACACAAAACAUAACAUAAAAUUGCAGGAUAUGGAAACAAAAAUGGUGAAUCUUGGGAGCUCUCUUAUUGUUCCUUCUGUUCAGGAAUUAGCUAAAGUGCAAACAGAUGUUAUUCCUCCAAGAUACAUACGCCAGGAAUCUGAUAGUGGUGUUUCAGUUAUGGAGAUUCCAGUUGUUGAUAUGCAGAAGCUACUCUCUCAGGAAUCUGAAUUGGACAAACUUCACUAUGCUUGCAGACACUGGGGUUUCUUCCAGCUGGUAAACCAUGAGGUGGAACAUUCACUUCUAGAGAAGAUAAAGAAGGAGGUUAAGGACUUGUUCAACCUCUCAAUGGAAGAAAAGAAAAAGUUUUGGCAAUAUCCAGGAGAAGUAGAGGGUUUUGGGCAAGCCUUUGUUGUAUCUGAGGACCAAAAGCUUGACUGGGGUGAUCUUUUCUUCAUGGUCACCCAACCAAUUCAUGCAAGAAAACCCCAUUUAUUUCCAAACUUCCCUCUUCCUUUGAGAGACACCUUGGAUACUUAUUCAACAGAAGUAAAAAAUUUAGCCAUGGUUAUUCUAGCACAUAUGGCUAAAGCACUACACAUGGAGGCGGACGAAAUGAAAGAGAUUUUUGAAGAUGGACAUCAAUCAAUGAGGAUGAACUAUUACCCUCCAUGUCCUCAACCGGACAAAGUCAUUGGUCUUACACCACAUUCAGAUGCCACUGGUCUCACAAUCCUCCUUCAAGUUAAUGAAGUAGAAGGUCUCCAAAUUAAGAAGGACAAUAAGUGGCUUUCUGUUAAGCCCUUCCCUAAUGCCUUUAUCAUCAAUAUUGGGGACAUUUUAGAGAUUGUGACCAAUGGGACUUACAGUAGCAUUGAGCACAGAGCAACAGUGAAUUCAGAAAAGGAAAGACUCUCAAUUGCGACAUUUUAUGCUCCAAGAUAUAGUGUUGAAAUAGGGCCAGCAUCCAGUUUGAUCACUAAACAAACUCCACAAUUGUUUAAGAGAAUAGGAGUUGAAGAAUAUUUUCAAGGCCUAUUUGCUCGUGAACUCCAUAGCAAAUCUUAUCUUGAAACCCUGAGAAUAGUAGAAUAGUUGCUCAAAAUUCAAUUAUGCUUACUAGACAAAAUAAUCGUCAAAUAUUAUAUCAUAUUUAUAUAUGCAAAAAGUUGGAAUAUAAUUUUUGAAAUGCUUUGAUAA